AGCGUAGAUCGUACGCGCAAGGUUAACGACGGCUGCGAGCAAGCAGAUUACGACGAACGGUUUUGAUUUGGAGGGUUUUUCGAGGGCGGAGCUUCGGCCAGUCGUCGUCUGCUACGACGUGCGUCUGCUGCUACGUCUGCUACUAACCGCCUGCUCGCUCCAACGUGUCGUCUGCUUUUGAUGAGGGUUGUUGCGUGUGCGCGCGUGUGUGUGUGUGCGAUUACGCCUACGUAGCAACGUGUGCUUCAGUAUCGCGUUUAUUUCGUUUGCUGUGACUACGUCAACUCCGAGAUCAUGCAGCGAUUUUCUCGGCACGAUCAGGGGAUGUUUGGGCACAGCCGUAAGCAGAGCGACAGCACCGAGUUUAAGGAGAUGUCGAAGGUGGAUGCUCAGACCCACCUGGCCCAAGAGCUGGAGAAGCUCUGUCUCACAGCCAGCGCCGCAGAACGAGAGCUCGUGGAGACAGAGUUUCGAGGCUUCCAGAAGCUCUUCCAGAAAUUCCUCAAGGACACGGGACCCUCCGUGAACUGGGAGCACAUCCAGCCCCUGCCUGCUGACGCGGUGAUUGACUACGGCCUGCUGCAGCCGCCGCCGGACGACGACACCAUCCGCAACAUGCUGAAUAAGCUGGUGGUGGUGAAGCUCAAUGGCGGUCUGGGCACCAGCAUGGGGUGCAAGGGCCCCAAGUCCGUCAUCCCGGUCCGAAACGACCUCACCUUUCUCGACAUGACGGUGCAGCAGAUGGAGCACCUCAAUCGGACGUACAACUCUGCCAUGCCCCUGGUGCUGAUGAAUUCGUUCAACACGGACGAAGACACGUCCAAGGUGCUGCGCAAGUACAAGGGAUUCCGUGUCAAGAUCUACACUUUCCUCCAGAGCAGGUACCCGAGAAUCAACAGGGAGACGCUGAUGCCCGUUGCCUCCACCCUCAUCAACCCAGACCCAGAAGCGUUCUACCCUCCCGGCCACGGGGACUUCUACACGUCUUUCUGCCAGUCGGGGCUCCUAGAACACUUCCUGUCGGAGGGGCGGGAGUUCUGUUUCAUCUCCAACAUUGACAACCUCGGGGCCACCGUAGACCUCAACAUUCUCAACCUGCUUCUCUCCACGAACACCCCGGCGGCCCCCGACUUCGUGAUGGAGGUGACCGACAAGACGAGGGCAGACGUCAAGGGAGGAACCCUCAUCCAGUACGAAAACCGACUCAGGCUGUUGGAAAUUGCUCAAGUGCCCAAAGAAAACAUAGACGAGUUCAAGAGCAUAAAGAAGUUCAAGAUCUUCAACACCAACAACCUGUGGAUGAAGCUGAGCACCAUGUCAGAGCUGGUGCAGUCCAAUGGCAUCGACAUGGAGGUCAUAGUGAACCACAAGACACUCGAUACGGGGGUGAACGUGGUCCAGCUUGAGACUGCAGCAGGGGCAGCUAUGAAGGACUUCUCCAAAGCCAUCGGCAUCAACGUGCCCCGGAGCCGCUUCCUUCCGGUAAAGAAGACCUCCGACCUGCUGCUGGUGAUGAGCAACCUGUACCACAUGAAGUUCGGCACCCUGGUCAUGUCCCCCAAGCGCACCUUCCCCACCGUGCCCCUCAUCAAGCUGGGGGACAACCACUUCGCAAAGGUGCGGGAGUUCCUCCAGCGCUUUGCGAGCAUACCGGACAUCUUGGAGUUGGACCACCUGACGGUAUCCGGCGACGUCACCUUUGGGAAGGGAGUUUCUCUGAGGGGCACCGUGAUCAUCAUUGCCAACCACGGGGACCGCAUCGACAUACCUGCGUCCGCCGUGUUGGAGAACAAGAUUGUUUCGGGCAACCUGCGCAUCUUGGACCACUGAUGCGUGCACAUCCGUCGGAAGUUUACUUCAUUGUUGGUUUUGGUUUACAUUACCCCGGUGUUUGGUCUAGCUAAGCUACCAGUUUCUCUUCAUACAGCAAUAUAAGUGGCGUUUCUUCCACUUGCAAAAAAGUUGCAGUAAAACAAUAAACGGAAGACACUUCCGUAACCCGAUGCGCAAGAAUGUUGCCGCAAUCUCGGACGUGGGGAAUAUAACCACAAACACGGGAAAGUUAUUGUAACUCCAUAAAUGGUUACAGUUUCCGUUUUGCUUUUAGCAUCCACUGCCAUGUUUUGCUCCAGGGCUUUCACAAAACGUUUCGGGGAGCAUCGUUGCAGGUUGGGGGUUGCUUCAUCGCCAUUUAUUUUUUUCUCGGCAUUCAGUCGUCACUUUAAGAGACGGUCUUAACUUAUUUAUUGUUUGCCCUACGAGAAAACAAAGACGGGUCGUGCCAUAACAUAAAAUCAAAAGGCUAGUCUCUCUCUGCCCUAAAGCAGUGCCAAGUUACUCAUAAAUUAGUCUUGUUUAGCUUGCCAAUAAGACAAUAAUGCGGGGUGUUAAAAAUGACUGUUCCAAAAGCUUCGAAGUUCGUAUAUUAAAAUUUUUUUUCUUGCAGGCAAAUGUCCGAGCUACGGUUUACGCGUACCAAUAAAUCGCGCAAAGCGUCGUCCCAUCAAUUUUUGCCCGUUAUUUGGAGAGGCGUUUGGUCUGCAUCUUCGUUGCAUCCUCGGGCCGUGUGAUCGACGGGGUUUGUUUCUGAAAGAAUGAAGUAGUGGCAAGAAAAAAAGAAAAUGCAAGUUUUUUAGUGUUGUUAGCCUAGUGUCCUACGAGAUGUCGAAAACCGUAGCGAGGAAAGUGGUGUCAUGCCAUACCAGCGUGAACCUAGAGUGUACAAAGGAUAGCCAACGUGUUUUAGAGUGUUGAAUAAAUGUUUGUUGGAUGCCUG
Ixodes scapularis (black-legged tick) is the source of this 2776-nucleotide messenger RNA. It is a transcript of the gene UGP, whose product is annotated as UTP--glucose-1-phosphate uridylyltransferase. Gene Ontology annotation, biological process: UDP-alpha-D-glucose metabolic process; glycogen metabolic process. Gene Ontology annotation, molecular function: UTP:glucose-1-phosphate uridylyltransferase activity. The transcript has 15 exons. The coding region runs from base 295 to 1830 and encodes 511 amino acids. The record is from RefSeq and is a predicted model, not a curated record. NCBI's taxonomy places the organism in Eukaryota, Metazoa, Arthropoda, Arachnida, Ixodida, Ixodidae. Gene Ontology annotation, cellular component: cytoplasm.